AUGGCCCGUAGAUACGAUUCUCGAACUACCAUCUUCUCGCCCGAAGGACGAUUGUAUCAAGUUGAAUAUGCCCUGGAAGCCAUUUCUCACGCCGGCACAGCCAUUGGUAUCCUUGCCAAGGACGGCAUCGUACUAGCAGCGGAGAGGAAAGUUACCUCUAAGCUCCUCGAGCAAGAUACCUCUGCAGAGAAGCUCUACAUCUUGAAUGACAACAUGAUCUGCGCCGUCGCCGGAAUGACAGCCGAUGCCAACAUCCUCAUCACAUACGCAAGGCAAGUUGCCCAGCGCUACCUUCUCACGUACGACGAAGACAUCCCCUGUGAACAGCUCGUGCGGAGGCUCUGCGAUCUCAAGCAAGGCUACACCCAACACGGUGGUCUCCGACCUUUCGGUGUAUCGUUCAUCUAUGCGGGUUGGGACCCCCGCCGACAAUUCCAGCUCUACCACAGCAACCCGUCUGGAAACUACGGUGGUUGGAAGGCGACAAGCGCCGGAGCGAACCACGCUAGCGCUCAGAGCUUGUUGAAGCAGGAUUACAAGGAAGAUUGCACGCUCAAGGAGGCUUGCGCCCUUGCUGUCAAGGUGCUCAGCAAGACUAUGGACUCGACCAAGCUCAGCAGUGAAAAGAUCGAGUUUGCGACAGUAGGCCAGACAAGCGACGGAAAGAUCUAUCACCGCCUCUGGAGCGCCGACGAAAUCACCGCGCUGCUCAAGGAACACGAUUUGGCCAAGGACGAGUCCACCGACGACAAAUAA
Molecule: messenger RNA, 756 nt
Organism: Scedosporium apiospermum
Lineage: Eukaryota; Fungi; Ascomycota; Sordariomycetes; Microascales; Microascaceae
Exons: 4
Coding region: 1-756 (251 amino acids)
Biological process (GO): ubiquitin-dependent protein catabolic process
Cellular component (GO): cytosol; nucleus; proteasome core complex, alpha-subunit complex
Source: RefSeq, a predicted model, not a curated record